Stereum hirsutum FP-91666 SS1 is the source of this 1508-nucleotide messenger RNA. RefSeq lists its product as uncharacterized. The record is from RefSeq and is a predicted model, not a curated record. The annotation marks the transcript as partial. NCBI's taxonomy places the organism in Eukaryota, Fungi, Basidiomycota, Agaricomycetes, Russulales, Stereaceae. The transcript has 5 exons.
GUCGCAUCUCUCAGGCGGCUGAGUGCUCUCGUCACAACGAUGUCUGAAAUGUAGUCCCUCGAGGCCCAGCGCGAGAAACCGAACGUCUUCAUAACCCUCGCCACUACCGCCCUGCAGCGCCACCGAGUCGGAGAACCCUCCAAGUUGGAACGGCACAACGAUAACAUCCUCCGUAUUCUGCAACAUGUCACUGCUCUCAUCACAACUGGAACCCCAAGAAACAUCCCUAAACCGAAGAACGACCCCAAUGCGUCUUGUGUCGUCGUCGUCACUGCAAACGUUCGAAACGAUUCCAUCCGCACGCUUCUAGUUACCACAAAUAAGAGACUUGGAAUGUCUCCCGUGGAGACCAAAAUAGACUCAUUGGGAGGGAAGAGGGAAGGCGAGGAUGUUCUCAGCAAUUGGGAGAAACGAGACCUUGCCUCGCACUACGAUAAUGUCUUCGAUAUCCUCGAUUUUUUUCGUCGCAACCCAGCGACUAUAGCCCAGUCGCUCGAACGCUUUGAGAUUCGCUGUGCUCAGUUUCAUUGUUAUAUCGUGAACCACGCCUACUAUAAGAUCGCCGCGCGCAUUGACAAGGGCAGCCAGACCUGGGUAAAACAUCCUCUGGAUACGCUGGCCUCUUACAGUCUCCCGAACCUGCGUAGCCGUCUCUCCUUCCCCGAGACCUUCACCAUCCGCAAGGCACUCGCAGAACGCCUUCAAGGCGAAUACGGUAUUCACUCGUCCUCCUCACCACCAUCCGCUCGGGUCACAAGUGACAACGUUGGCCAGUGGAUUAAAGUCAUUACGGAAACCUUCGUCGACAUACGAACCAUUUUCUUCAACGACAGUAACAAGUGCAAACCGAAUAUUGGAGAAGACGACGUGAUGAAAGCCGUCGACGAUUUGGUCAUCUUUCGAGACUUAUUGCGGUGCAGGAUCGUGGAGUUUUUGCUGUCGGAUCAGCUCCUCGCAGAGGAAAUGAAUAGGAAACCUAGCGAUCUUGGUGACAAGGCUAAACAAGCUUCAUCUGCGGCGAUGGUCUCCGCAGAGCCUACGAAUGGAGAAGAGGAUGCUCGGAACAGCGACAGGGAGGGAGCCGAAGACGACGAAGACGACUUUGACGUCUUCGCCGGGGAUCUUGUGCCAGAGCCAUCUGAGAACCCCAUCAUCCGUUAUCUGAAGACGAUUGUUUCAUGGACUACAGCCGUCGACUCUCUUGCCCUCAAGCCUCCCCCGCUUCCGAUUCAAGCACAUAGUAUCGCUGUUCCACAUCCUACCAUUCCAAACCUCGACCAGUACAUUGCUGAAUUCGAGGCCACUCUUCUCGAGAACUCCGACUUACACGACUCCGAGAAAGAUACGGCGCGAGAUCUCUUGAGUCCGCGUAUCGCCGGUGUCCGUCCAAUUUUCAACCUGACUGAAAAGACCGUAUCGAAUGCGCCGAUACAUGCUGAGGCACUCCUAAUGGCCCUUUCUCGUUCGUUUUACUCCUCGGAAGCUGCGAAUGUCGCUCAAUCCGUGUU